UUAGUAAAAUGUGGUUUCAAAUAUUUUUCGGAAGCCUGUUGGUUGUGCUUUGUGUUGCCGAACCCAGACCGUGCGAUUACAUUGACAGAAUCUUUAGAAUAAACGGAAAUUCGAUUGACUUUCCUUGUGAGUCUACUAAAAACAUUUUUGUUAGUACCGAACGAUAUAAACCUAGCAGUAUCAUACCGAUGCGUUUUCAAAUCGACGGUGACCACGAUCGGUGUUUUGUGGUUAUGAACCGACUACGAAGUGGGAACCCAGUAACAUUGGGAGUGAUUGAUAUGACCCGAUCAAGUUGCUAUGCACACAUUAAGCCGUAUCCAUGUUGGUCGUAUCAAGAAGAAGGGAAUUGUAACGCGUUUCAAUCGGUAGUGGACAUUACCAUUGAUAUCAAAAAACAUAUGUGGGUACUGGACACAGGAAUAUGCAACUCCUUAGAACAGCCAAUCAAACGAUGCACCGCGAAAGUGUUGGCAUUCGACCUGAAUACAGAUAAAACCGUCAAAACUGUCGACUUGACCGACAUCCUAAAACCCCACUCUAGACCGCAAUAUCUCGUUACGGACUAUUCGCCCGCCGGAUUCCCGUACGUGUAUAUCAGUGACGCUGCAGGAGCCAUCAUCGUACUGGAUAUUCAUCAUAAAAAAAUGUACAGAGUAGUGCUACCUCGCGCCAUUUCUGCCGGUUGUGGAGAAUCAGACGUCCUCUAUUUGCUGCUCGUCCGUAGACCUAAGAAUCAAAACAUGGUCAUUUUCUCGUACCUGUGCGGAAAUAAAGUGUACGGCAUUACGUCGGAAUGCCUACGCACUGGAAAGGGUUCCAGUGCAAUCGUUGAGCUCGGCAGCAAGACACGGCAUUCCGUCCUACUCGGAACUGACGGAAGCAACAAUGUGAUACUGCGAUAUCGAAGCGAGAGUGAGCUCUACAAGUGGAAUUCUGAUCAACCGUACAGGGAGUGCAAUUUUGAGUUGGUACAACUUGCAGAGGAGUGCAGGCUGAGCACGCAUGUUGCACCGGGAGGAAAAGAUGACUUAAUGUACUCACUGUCAUCAAACGUGGCCGACUAUCUGAAUCACACUUGCGGGGCGGGGGGUGCUUCUGCUCGACUCAAAAACAUUUGUAAGGAAUGUGAAGACGAUUGUUACUAA
Molecule: messenger RNA, 1148 nt
Organism: Armigeres subalbatus
Lineage: Eukaryota; Metazoa; Arthropoda; Insecta; Diptera; Culicidae
Exons: 3
Coding region: 9-1148 (379 amino acids)
Cellular component (GO): extracellular region
Source: RefSeq, a predicted model, not a curated record